Colletotrichum siamense is the source of this 657-nucleotide messenger RNA. RefSeq names its product Ras-related protein Rab-6B (gene Rab6b). The transcript has 6 exons. Gene Ontology annotation, molecular function: GTP binding; GTPase activity. NCBI's taxonomy places the organism in Eukaryota, Fungi, Ascomycota, Sordariomycetes, Glomerellales, Glomerellaceae. The record is from RefSeq and is a predicted model, not a curated record. The coding region runs from base 1 to 657 and encodes 218 amino acids.
AUGGCGUCCGGCGCAGGCGGGUCUUACAACAACCCACUCAAGAAGUUCAAGCUUGUCUUCUUGGGCGAGCAGAGUGUCGGUAAAACCUCACUCAUCACGCGGUUCAUGUACGACUCCUUCGACAACAUGUACCAAGCGACCAUUGGCAUCGACUUCCUUUCCAAGGCAAGAUUCUCCAUGACAUCAGGGUGUACCAUGUACCUUGAGGACCGGACGGUGAGGUUACAGCUCUGGGAUACCGCCGGCCAAGAACGAUUCCGCAGUUUGAUUCCCUCGUACAUUCGCGAUUCCAGUGUGGCGGUUGUGGUGUACGACAUUUCAAAUGCGAAAUCCUUCCAGAACACCAAGAAGUGGAUCGACGAUGUGCGCGCCGAGCGAGGAAACGACGUCAUCAUUGUGCUCGUGGGCAACAAGACGGAUUUGAACGACAAGAGAGAGGUCACGACGCAGCAGGGAGAGGAGGAGGCCAAGAAGAACAACCUCAUGUUCGUGGAAACUAGCGCGAAGCUGGGCCACAACGUCAAGACGCUGUUCAAGAGAAUAGCGCAGGCGUUGCCCGGCAUGGAGGGCACAGAUGCUGCUCAGCAGGCCUCAAGCCAAAUGAUUGAUGUGAAGACGACCCCUGCCGCAUCCUCGCAAGAGGGAUGCGCGUGCUAG